CACGUGACUACACAUGGUCAUGUGAUCUUCUGACGUAAGGAGGUCCUUGCAGCGAAAGGGGAACUAGAGCUCCCGGAUGUCACACUGCUGAGCAUCCAUCUGCUGAACUGACGCUGCACACCUCGCCGGCCGCUCUGCUGCACUCAUGUGACUUGGCUGCAUUGAGAGCACUCACCUCUUAGCUGAAAGCAUGGCACUCAACGUAGGAAAUGGAUCCAAGACUCCCACAGAUAACGACAAGGCCAGAAAAGUGGCCCUUAUCACAGGCAUCACCGGACAGGAUGGCUCUUAUUUGGCUGAGUUUCUACUGGAAAAGGGCUACGAGGUGCAUGGCAUUGUACGUCGAUCAAGCUCUUUCAACACUGGGAGGAUUGAGCAUCUCUACAAGAAUCCACAAGCUCAUAUAGAAGGAAACAUGAAGUUGCACUAUGGGGAUCUGACUGAUAGUACGUGUUUAGUGAAAAUAAUUAAUGAAGUAAAACCUACAGAAAUAUAUAACCUGGGAGCACAGAGUCAUGUAAAGAUCUCCUUUGACCUGGCAGAGUACACAGCAGAUGUUGAUGGUGUUGGCACAUUACGUCUUCUUGACGCUGUAAAAACCUGUGGCCUUAUUGAGACUGUGAAGUUUUAUCAAGCCUCAACCAGUGAACUGUAUGGCAAAGUACAGGAAAUCCCACAGAAGGAGACCACUCCAUUUUAUCCUCGCUCUCCAUAUGGUGCUGCCAAACUCUAUGCCUACUGGAUUGUGGUUAAUUUCAGAGAAGCCUACAAUCUGUUUGCAGUUAACGGGAUUCUUUUCAACCAUGAGAGCCCACGUAGAGGGGCAAAUUUUGUAACUCGAAAAAUUAGCCGUUCAGUAGCUAAGAUUCACCUCGGACAGAUGGAGUGCUUCAGCCUUGGAAAUCUGGAUGCCAAGAGAGAUUGGGGUCAUGCCAAGGACUACGUUGAGGCUAUGUGGUUGAUGCUGCAAACAGAUGAGCCUGAAGACUUUGUGAUAUCUACAGGGGAGGUCCACAGUGUUCGUGAGUUUGUGGAGAAAGCUUUCAAGCACAUCGAGAAAACCAUAGUGUGGGAGGGCAAGAAUGAAAAUGAAGUGGGCCGCUGCAGUGAGACUGGAAAAGUCCAUGUGAAAGUUGAUCAUAAGUACUACAGACCCACUGAAGUCGACUUUCUCCAAGGAGACUGCAGCAAGGCAAAGCAGAAGCUAGGCUGGGCACCAAAGGUCCCAUUUGAUGAACUAGUAAAAGAGAUGGUGGAAGCAGAUCUCUGUCUGAUGAAAACCAAUCCCAAUGCCUAAAGUAGCCGUUGGCCUGAACCUUUCCGAAUCAAUAAGGCGGCUUGUUAAAUCACUCCAUCCAGUCAGUCCUUACAUAUAGAUAAAGAUAUAUUUCAAAGUAUAUUUGUUUUCUUGCCUGUGCACAUAUAACUGAUAUACAGUGCUCGCAGGCAUUUCCCUUUUUUUUUUUAUUGUAGCAAAAUGUUGUUGAGGUUUUUAUUAUGUUUUCCUGUUAAUGUUGGGUUUCUUUUGCUAUUCAUCCUUCUGCCAUUAAAAGUAAUUUUACCAUGAUUGUUCUGGACUCAAAAAUACAAAUCAUGUUUUCUUUUUCUAUUGCUUUCACAUUUGUUCUUUCUUAAUAAACUGCA
Molecule: messenger RNA, 1644 nt
Organism: Hyla sarda
Lineage: Eukaryota; Metazoa; Chordata; Amphibia; Anura; Hylidae
Gene: GMDS
Product: GDP-mannose 4,6-dehydratase
Exons: 12
Coding region: 191-1297 (368 amino acids)
Biological process (GO): GDP-mannose metabolic process
Molecular function (GO): GDP-mannose 4,6-dehydratase activity
Source: RefSeq, a predicted model, not a curated record